This is a messenger RNA of Culicoides brevitarsis, 2518 nucleotides long. It is a transcript of the gene sals, whose product is annotated as DNA ligase 1. NCBI's taxonomy places the organism in Eukaryota, Metazoa, Arthropoda, Insecta, Diptera, Ceratopogonidae. Gene Ontology annotation, molecular function: actin binding. The transcript has 8 exons. The coding region runs from base 267 to 2390 and encodes 707 amino acids. The record is from RefSeq and is a predicted model, not a curated record.
CAACAACGCCAACUCGAGGUCGUCCAAAUCCUUCAUGGCUUCGGCAGAACUCGACGACAACAAAGCCUUCAUGGGCUACAAAGGGAAAAUCUGAAAGUCCUGAAGUUACUUCGAGCUCAAAUUCAGGCUCUGAUGCCAAAAGUGAAACGCCUCCGCGAAAAGUCACAAAAGUAACAAUUACCCCGAAAUCAGCCAAUGGAACAAAGAAGGAAGCAGAAACACAACCCGCAAGUGCCACAGCUCGUAAACCAUCUAUACCAAAUGCAAUGUUCCGUUUGGCUGAGAAAACAAAACCAUCCGCAACGUCAUCAUCAGACUCAAAUUCACGAUCGCCCUCGUUAGCAUCAUCUUCGGACAAAUCUCGAUCGACAACGCCAGCAACGAAGAAAGUAACUCCUAUUCCCGUGAAAAAAGCAAAAUCCCCCUCACCCGAAAGUGAAGAAGAUUCAAGUUCAUAUGAGGAAGUUACUGUCACAGAAACCGAAGAAGAAUCCGAGGAAGAAAUUGAACGCCCUGUGAAUUUCGUUUCACUGCGAAAAGUGUCAAAACCUGAAAUUGUCGCUGCAAAGAAGGAAAAAUCCGCAACUCCUGAACCAGAAUUCCUGCGACCUGCAUUGAAAAAAGUCGAAAAGAAGCCCGAUGAAGUAAAGGAACGUCGUCCAUCGUCGCCCGAACCGAAAUUCAUCAAGCCACAACUCCGUAAAGUACGACGUGAUCCAAGCAAGAAGGAAUUCCCAAAGGAAAAGCUGCUGGAAACGGUCGAACUGAAGAAAACACCGAAACAAGAACGUGAGUUGCGUCGCGAACCCACAAUCCCAUCCAUACAAGAAAUUAAACAAGAAAAUGUCAAGAAAAUUCCCCCUCCUCCUCCUCCGCCUCCGCCAAAAGGACUUCAGCCUCCUGAGGGUUUCCAAAAGAAACCGAUUUCAGAAACGGCGAAGCAGCGUAUUGAGCGACUCAAGAAACGCCCUCGCAAGCGCCCCGAUUGGUCCGACAUGAUGAAGGAGGUAGAAGAAGGUAAAAAAUUGCGUCAUGUUGAGUGUAAUGAUCGUUCACAGCCAAUCAUUCAGUGUAAAAGUAUGACAAAAGUGGAGAAUAAAUUUAUUUUUGAAACAGAGAAAAAGGAUACGAAAUUGCAUGCGUUAUUGAAGGAAAUUCAGGGGGGUGUGAAACUCAAGUCGGUGCAAACGAACGACAGAUCGAAGCCGAUUCUCGAUGGAUUGCGGAAAUUCAAGCGACAGAUGACGAUCGAGGAACAACUCCAAAAAUCCGAAUCGAAGGCGCAACUUGACUGUUUGCCCCCGAGUGUGGUCGAGAACGAAAUGGAUUCUGACGAGAUGGAAGACGUUGACAAAUUACGCGACGAUUUGCAAUCAACAAAGCAGAUGUUGGCACUCGAGUUACGCAACAAAGAGGCGCAAGAACGCGAAAAUAAGCGUCUUAUGGAGAAAAUUAAGAGUUUAGAAGCGGAACUUGCCUCGGCGAAAGCAAAUGGCGGAUCAGGCGCUGCCGCACCAACAACAAAAGCAUUUACUGACGACGAUCCUCUCGUGAAAGCAUUGAAAAAAGAAGCAGCUGAAGCGCAAAAAGUCUCCAAAGAGAUCGAGAAAAAGUACCAAGAAGCUGCGGAGAAACUUGACAUCGCGAAAGCCGAACUGGAGGAACAGAAAAAGAUCGUACAGCGAUUUAUCGCACAGGGAGGUCAAUUGCCGCAAAAUCUGCAAACGCGACGCCCGAGCGAGCAUCAAGAGAAAGAAAGUUCGCCUGAACCCACAUUUACCGACUCCGAAGACGAUGGCGGCGACGAGGAUGAUGAGGAGAAGAAGAAACAGAAAGCCAUGAGAAGUUUAAUGCGCGAAGUUAAGCUAUUGCGAUUCAGAUUAGAUAAGUAUAAGGAGAAAGAGGAUGUGGCAAAGGCUGAACGAAAAACGUUGAAAGAACAGAUGAAAGCGAAUCAAAAACAAUUAAAGGAAGAGAAGAAGAAACACAAAAAAUUACAAAAAGAAGUCGAAAAAAUGGCUGCGAUGAUGAACGAUGUCGAUGAUGACGAAGAAGGAGACGACGACGAAGAAAAGCCCGCUAAGCCAAGUAACGACGAAGAACAACAAGAAGAAGAGUCAUCUGAGGAAGAAUCAGAAGAGAGCGAAAGCGAAGAAAGUGAUGUUCAAUACAGUGAUUCCGAGAACGAAGACGCUCCUGACUCGCGCAAGAAGAAAAAUCUUGAGCCGCGCGUCAAACGUCACGAAAAUCGUCUCGCGGCACUCAAAAAGGGCAAUUUACUGCUGCUCGCGAACGUCGAACGACUCAAGGACGAAAUUAACAAGCAAAAGGAAAUGUCAAACAUCCUGCAGGCAGACUUGGAUUCAGUCAUUAAUGAUCUUGGCAUCUAAUAAUUAAUUCUAAAAAUUAUUUAAAUUUCUGUUUGUAUCCCGCAAAUGUGUGAUUUUUUUCUAUUGCUCUCUGUUUCAAGCCCAUUUUUUAGAUAAAUAAUUGCACAAGUAAAUGGCUCACCUGCUAA